UCAAACAAAUGUCAUUCAGAUUUGUUCACAGGAUUUGUUUAUCGGCUUGUGUGUGCUGUUUUAUGUUGUUCUACUUGUCCCAAAUAAAUCAAAAUCUUGCAGUUUCUGAAACGAAAAAUAGCCGCUGUAACACUGCGCUGAUAUCAUAAAAGGCUACUUGUUAUAUCUUAGUGGUUUGAAGUGCAAUGAAGAGUUUGUAACCUACAACACAUUUGAUUACAAACAAACUUAAUAUAUCAAGCUAUAUAAUGGGUGUAACAGUAUUACAACAGUACCCAGUCCCUGAGAACAAGACAGGGACAUAUGUGAUAGAGCUGCUAACUAAACGGAUACUGGCUCUCGGAGCAACACAGCAGGGGCAGUUCCUAGUCGACUGUGAGAGCUACUUGUCACAUCCACAAAUGGGAACAACAAAAACAGUGCACAUAUUCCAUAAUUCGGAACAACCAGCAUCCGUCUUCUCAAUCCUUGACACCGGUACCAAGAACAUCCAUGUCAUAGCUGAUGGUCUAUUCGACUUGCUGAUGAUGAAGUUGUCACAGAAUUACACUUCUAAGAAACAAACGAAGAUUGAGAGUAAGGGACCGAGGUUUGAGCUUGGCGAUUUCUGCGUAAAGCUUGGUUCAGUCACAAUGAAUCAAAGUUUUAAAGGAAUUCUUGUUGAGGUGGAAUAUCGUCCAUGUGUCACCGCGAAUGCCGUAUGGGGGUUACUUCGAGAGUUCCUCCAGGGUCUACUAGGACCCUCAGUGCCAGUCCAGCCGCCACAGCACCUGUUAAGCCGGAUGAACGAGAUCUAUACUCCGAUAGAUACUAUCUAUCAGUACUUAGAACAUUUUAGUGCUUAUAGGAAAAUUACUGGGAUGAGGAGUGCGUAGUUUAAAAUUUUUUGUGGAUGUGUGAUAGUUUUAAGUUAUGUAAUAAUAAAAUAUUUUGUACAUCAUGUUUUGUACAUCA
Messenger RNA from Helicoverpa zea (corn earworm), 954 nucleotides. RefSeq names its product mediator of RNA polymerase II transcription subunit 20 (gene MED20). Gene Ontology annotation, biological process: regulation of transcription by RNA polymerase II. The transcript has 4 exons. The record is from RefSeq and is a predicted model, not a curated record. Bases 249 to 875 code for a protein of 208 amino acids. Gene Ontology annotation, molecular function: transcription coactivator activity. Lineage: Eukaryota; Metazoa; Arthropoda; Insecta; Lepidoptera; Noctuidae. Gene Ontology annotation, cellular component: mediator complex.